Brienomyrus brachyistius is the source of this 3033-nucleotide messenger RNA. It is a transcript of the gene mmp2, whose product is annotated as matrix metallopeptidase 2. Gene Ontology annotation, cellular component: extracellular matrix. The coding region runs from base 225 to 2201 and encodes 658 amino acids. The record is from RefSeq and is a predicted model, not a curated record. Lineage: Eukaryota; Metazoa; Chordata; Actinopteri; Osteoglossiformes; Mormyridae. The transcript is spliced from 13 exons. Gene Ontology annotation, biological process: extracellular matrix organization; collagen catabolic process; response to hypoxia. Gene Ontology annotation, molecular function: metalloendopeptidase activity; zinc ion binding.
CUUUUUCCCCUCUGCACAGAACAGAGUAAACACAGCCUCUCGUCUCCUAUUUCAUUGCCGCUGACUUUCUCGGAGCGCUGAGACUGCGCAGUGCAAAGCGGAGCGUAAAAAGCGCAGAGCGAGCUGACUGGGCCCAGCGCAGACGCGGCAUGUGGGGGUAAGGCUGAGCACUGCCACGGAGCGAAACGCAGCGAUCGCCUCUGCUACUCUCAUCGCAUCCCAGGAUGGACACCUUAGUCUCCUUCGUUUCCAGGCACUUUCUCUUGAAGGCGUUUUUCCUGCAGUUUAUUGUUCUACAUCUAAGCUCAGCUGCACCAUCGCCGAUAAUAAAGUUUCCCGGUGAUGACACCGUCCCAAAGUCAGACAAAGAAGUCGCGCUGCAUUAUCUCAACAAGUUCUAUGGAUGUCCACAAGACAGGUGCAACCUUAUGGUGCUCAAAGACACGCUGAAGCAAAUGCAGAAAUUCUUCUCGCUGCCAGAAACUGGAGAGAUUGAUAAGAAAACUCUGGAGAUCAUGAAAAAGCCCCGCUGUGGCGUACCUGAUGUGGCCAAUUACAAUUUCUUUCCCUCAAAGCCCAAGUGGGGAAAGAACGAACUAACAUACAGGAUACUAGGGCACACCCCCGAUCUGGACGAGGAGGUCGUAGAUGAUGCAUUUUUCCGGGCCUUCAAAGUCUGGAGUGACUUCACGCCCCUUAAGUUCACCCGCAUCAUGGACGGAGAGGCCGACAUCAUGGUCAAUUUCGGACGCAAUGAGCACGGUGAUGGGUACCCCUUUGAUGGGAAGGAUGGUCUCCUGGCACACGCCUUUGCUCCAGGCCAGGGCAUCGGAGGUGACUCCCAUUUCGACGACGACGAGCAGUGGACGCUUGGAGAGGGACAGGUGGUGAAGGUUAAGUUCGGGAACGCGGAGGGCGAGUUCUGUAAGUUCCCGUUCCUCUUCAUGGGUAAGGAGUACACAAGCUGUACCUCGCAGGGGCGUGACGAUGGAUUCCUCUGGUGCUCCACAACCUACGACUUCGAGAAAGAUGGGAAGUACGGCUUCUGUCCACAUGAACUGCUCUUCACCCUGGGUGGCAACGGCGAUGGGGCCCCCUGCAAGUUCCCCUUCACCUUCCAGGGGGAGAAGUAUGACAGCUGCACCACCGUGGGUCGCGAUGAUGGCUACCGGUGGUGCGGCACCACUGAGGACUACGACCGCGACAAGAGCUACGGCUUCUGCCCUGAGACCGCCCUGUCGACGAUGGGGGGAAAUGCAGAAGGUGCCCCCUGUGUCUUCCCCUUCACCUUCUUGGGCAACAGCUAUGAUGCGUGCACCACGUCUGGCCGUAACGAUGGGAAGACGUGGUGCGCGACUUCCAAGAGUUACGACGAGGACCGCAAAUGGGGCUUCUGCCCUGACCAGGGGUACAGCCUCUUCCUGGUGGCGGCCCAUGAGUUUGGCCAUGCCCUCGGCUUGGAGCACUCCCAGGACCCCGGUGCCUUGAUGGCUCCCAUCUACACCUACACGAAGAACUUCAGACUGUCCAACGACGACAUCCGGGGCAUCCAGGACCUAUAUGGAGCACCAACCGGCAAACCUCUGCCGCCCACUCAGGGCCCUGUCACACCCAUGAAUCUUUGCGACGAGGACAUCGUGUUUGACGCAGUGGCUCAGAUCAGAGGAGAGACGUUCUUCUUUAAGGACAGAUUCAUAUUCCGGUCGUCCAACUUCAAGGCCAAGCCAAGCGGUCCGAUGCUGACGGCCACCUUCUGGGGCGAGCUGCCGGAUAAGAUCGACGCCGCAUACGAGAACCCGCUGGAGGAAAAGUCUGUGUUUUUCUCAGGGAACAAAGUUUGGAUCUACACCGCCAGCACCCUGGAACCAGGGUACCCCAAGGGACUGUCAUCGCUGGGCUUGCCUGACACCCUGCAGCGUGUCGAUGCAGCCUUUUCCUUCGGGAAGAGCAAGAAGACCUACAUAUUUUCUGAGGACAAGUUCUGGAGGUAUAACGAAGCGAAGAAUAAGAUGGACCCAGGGUUCCCCAAGCUUAUCGCGGACGCCUGGAACGGCAUCCCGGACAACUUGGACGCCGUUUUCAGUCUGAAUGGAAAUGGGUACAGUUACUUCUUCAAAGACUCCUACUAUCUGAGGCUGGACGACUCCACCCUGAAGAUCGUUAAGGUCGGGGACGUAAAAGCAGACUGGCUUGGUUGCUGAGCGACAGCAUGGGCCCUGGCUCUGGCCCCCCCUGCCCCCUUGUGGCCCUCCCCUAGGGGCCCAGCCCCUCCCCAGCAUAUCUGAGGUCACCACAAAUGGCUGAACCAGAGCACCAGCAACACUUGCACACACAUCCUGGACUAAUCUCGCCACAGUCGAGCUUUGUCUAACCCUUGCUUAUCCAAGGGCCUGGUUUAGACCUUAAACUCAAUUCCGGCCUGUGGAGUAAACAGCAUAAAUGGAAAAACUGUCCCUUUUUAAUAACAAAUUUUCAUCUGUAAUCUUAAAAAGAUACACUUAAGGUGUAAAGAAGGUCUAGGCAAAAACUGAUUAAAAAAAAACUUAUAAAGAAUAAUAAGAAGAAGAAAUUCCGUAGAAUUUCUGCUCUUUUCUGUUGUGGUUGUUCGUUAUUGGACAGCAGGUGACUCCUGACUGCACAGGGGCUCAACUUCCUUGGCCGGGUUUUGCUGUAAAAUAGUCCUUUAUCUGUCAGAUUCACUGGGAUGGAUUUCAUCCCAGCAUUCUUGUACUUUUUUUUUAUAAAUCUGUCCAGAAGAAAAGUUUGGACCAUAUAACUGUCGAAACAGCUCUUUUGUAUCGGUCUCUCGUUUCACUAACAAUACAGAAGGUGUCAUGGCACUGGUUGCCUGAUGGUUGUGUGUAGUGUGCUGCAUGGUGGGAACAUAUCAUGAAAGUAUUGUUGAAUAAUCUUUGUAUUGUUUCAUUAUUGUUUGGUUGUUUUUUGUGUAUUUGAAAAUAACUAGGUCUUGCUCUGUGCACUUUGACAAUAUACUUUGUUUGAAAAAAAAGGAAUAAAAACAAAAUCAAACCA